AUGCCUAAUUUGACGCGCUCUCCGCCGCUGAAUAAGUCUAUUAGUUUGUCAGAAACAGAUAUGGAUAAGAUAACUCAGUUCUCAGCACCUUUGGAGGAUGUUAUUAACAUUACCCAGCGAGAUAAUAAGCGGCGCCGCGUCGCGGAUGAGUGUAUGGAUAGCGUUUCAACAGAUUUACGAACUAUAGUUAGGGAGGAGUUACUAAAACUGAUUGCUCCCCUUCAACUCCAACAGUCUGAAUCACAGAAUUGUACAUUACAAGAAAUAAAAGAAAUUAAAGAGACAAACAAACACAUUCAAAAUUCUAUGGAUUUCCUGGUGGAACAAAACAAGGAAUAUCGGACAAAGAUCAAUGAGCUUGAAGUCGAAUCUAAGAAAAACAGAGAUUAUAUCAACAUAUUGGAAAGCAAACUCGAAGAUGCUCAAAUAUCUUAUCGAAAAACCAAUUUUGAACUAAAAAACGUACCGAAAUUGAAACUUGAGACUAAACAGGAUCUCGUAGAAAUUGUCACAAACCUGUCCAAGACUGUUGACUGCGCUAUAAGUAAAAAUGAUAUUAAAGAUAUUUAUCGAGUUAGAGGAAAUAAUCCUGAAAAAAAGAAUACUCCAAUUGUUGUUGAGACCAACUCUGCUAUUUUAAAAGCCGAAUUUCUUAAGAAGGUGAAAUCCUUUAAUAUGCAACGUCAAAAUAAGUUAUGUGCCAAGCACCUAGGCUUUAAAACGCAAGAGGAUACACCAAUAUUUGUAUCAGAACACCUCACCGCAAAAGGAACACGCCUCCAUUUUCUAGCCCGUGACCUCACCAAAUCGAAGGGCUAUAAAUUCUGUUGGACUGCGUACGGCAGGGUAUUCGUCAGAAAGGAUGAAAAUUCUCCAAUAAUAAACAUCAAGACCGAAGAGCAAAUACAACGUUUAUUCCAAGAUAUAUGA
This is a messenger RNA of Plodia interpunctella (Indianmeal moth), 930 nucleotides long. Its product is annotated as kinesin-related protein 9-like. Lineage: Eukaryota; Metazoa; Arthropoda; Insecta; Lepidoptera; Pyralidae. The transcript has a single exon. The record is from RefSeq and is a predicted model, not a curated record. The coding region runs from base 1 to 930 and encodes 309 amino acids.